AUGGAAGAAGUCAAUUCAAACUCAUUCGCAAAUGCUACCGCAUUCGGGGGAGCCGAUGCGUUAAUGUCGGGGACUCAGGGCACUGGUGAGAAGCGGGCUACUGGCCAAACAAAGAAAGAAAAACGAAUCAAACAUAUUGACGAGCCCCAACGGAUUUCCACGGGAGAGGCCAGGGGCAUCGCCACAGAUCGCCGAAGAUGGAAGCAAAUCGUGAAUGACUCGAGUCAACCAGCGGCACCGACAGCAGCGUAA
Didymodactylos carnosus is the source of this 252-nucleotide messenger RNA. NCBI's taxonomy places the organism in Eukaryota, Metazoa, Rotifera, Eurotatoria, Philodinida, Philodinidae. The record is from the annotation of a GenBank genome assembly.